This is a messenger RNA of Trypanosoma rangeli, 429 nucleotides long. RefSeq lists its product as uncharacterized. NCBI's taxonomy places the organism in Eukaryota, Euglenozoa, Kinetoplastea, Trypanosomatida, Trypanosomatidae. The transcript has a single exon. The coding region runs from base 1 to 429 and encodes 142 amino acids. The record is from RefSeq and is a predicted model, not a curated record.
AUGGGAUACAGGGAGAUUGCGUUUAUUGAAGGUGAAACGAGACAGUGUCACCCACGUCAUUGUGUCGGACAAAAACACCUGUACGACGCGGGGUAUUGUCUUUGCGUGUGUAAUGAUGAAAGGCAGAGGAAGAGGUCUUUCUCAUGCCGGUGGUGGCGCCUUUGGCCUACGUCACUGAGCAGGUGGAAUUGGAAACAUCACCUGAUAUUCUGCCACUUGAGGGGAUGGCCUUCCGCACGGCGGAAGAGCAUGUUUUUGCUGGGGUCAAACACUCUCACACCCGAAGGGCUUGACAAGUUGGUUGAGGAGCACGCGGAAAAGGAGUUGGUGGGAUAUCUGAGUAGGUUGCGCGCGAUGCAUCCAGCCCCGCUGCCAACGUUUGCACUACCGCCGCCAAAGCCUCAAUGCGAAGGCCAGCGACCCCGUUGA